AUGGUUCUGACGACAUUGUAUGCUGCACCUGUCGUUCCAUGGUGGCUGGAAACAUAUGUCAUGUUGGACCUCUUUUCGGAAGACAACCUGGUCGGGAGGCUCAAAGUUGCGGUGAAGCAGGCUUUGAGCUUAGCAGGUGGCACCGGCAACCUAACUCAGGUCCUCGGAGAGCACCUCGCACAAACGAACCUAACAGGCAGCGGCGAGGACACUGCCCCACCUAACGCGCUAGUCGGUAAUGUAACAGACAGCAAUCUAGCACCACUUGGGUUCUUCCACCUCAAGGUUUCAAUCAUCCUUUCACCCUCACGAGGUCGUGCCGUCAGCAAUGAAAGCAUUGCUGGUGCCGCCAAAGUAGACAUCAACGACGUCUUUCUCACUUUCCAUAACGCCCUUCUCCAUGUCGCCCGAUUCCCUGCCGAAAGCCAGAUGCAGUCAUUUUCGAGUACCUCUUCGAGCGGAAACUUGCAUCUGCAUGUGCAGCAGACUCAGGUCGGUUGUCAGGAGAGACCAAGGGUAGAGGCGCAUCUUCGUAGUCUAUUCUACAAUGGUCCAACGAUAAGGGUACGCUGA
This is a messenger RNA of Letharia columbiana, 573 nucleotides long. RefSeq lists its product as uncharacterized. The transcript has a single exon. Lineage: Eukaryota; Fungi; Ascomycota; Lecanoromycetes; Lecanorales; Parmeliaceae. The record is from RefSeq and is a predicted model, not a curated record. Bases 1 to 573 code for a protein of 190 amino acids.